Molecule: messenger RNA, 2835 nt
Organism: Cooperia oncophora
Lineage: Eukaryota; Metazoa; Nematoda; Chromadorea; Rhabditida; Trichostrongylidae
Source: the annotation of a GenBank genome assembly
CGUAUCUGGAAACUCGGCUACUUUUCUAAUGUGCUCACACCUGGCCGAUGGAUUCACCGUAUCGACGAGGUGAUCAUACCUGCAGGAUGUACAAAUGCAUCUACUGGUCGUAUGAUCACAGCGCCUCCAUGGGGUCCCAUGCAAGGUGGUAUGGCAAUAAAUGUGUCAGGACCAUGUCUGAGGCCUACUGAUAACAUCAAGGUCAAUUUUGAAAAUUGGCAAGUUGAUUGUAAGCGUUUGAAUCGAGUCAGAGCGCGAUGUAUCAUGCCGAUGUUCCAUAAAACUGGUCUUGUUUCCAUUCGAAUGAGUCGUGAUGGCGGUCAAAGUUUCCCAUUUUUUGGCAAAUUCUACGUUGUGGUACGGGAGUCGCGCAGUGUUGAACGGCGCUCAAUAUCACUAAAGGAUGAUGUCGACGACGUAUCAGCGUAUGCCGAAACGUUGACAAUGUCCUGGCAAGCGUUGAAUUUAACGUACAACUUUGGUGCUCGUGUUGAUAUUAGUCUUUUCGGCUAUUGGGAAGAUGCCGAUCGAUCUCAUUUUGUUCAAGUGGACUAUUUGGCUAAAGGUGUCACGAACUCUGGUUCCUACUCAUUUAAACCAGCUUCGCUUACACGGCAACCGCUGAUUAAGAAUGCUUGGCAAAAAUUCACAUUUGGAUUCGUGCGUGUAUCAUUGUCAGAUACAGAAGAUGGUGUUUUGUGGAGUAGGCCAACGCCGUUCCCUUGGUAUUAUUUACCGGAUUGGAAGAAGCACUAUGGCUUGAACUGGGCCUUGGAUAUGUGUAUUGAAUGGUUUGAGUACGAUGGUAAACGCAGAAAUUUCCAGAUGGAUCUCACAAAAGACAUCCCCUGCCCAUGUAAAAUGUCUCAGGCCCUGCUUGAUCUUGGUAGAUAUAUGCCCAUUAUGGAUUGUGACAAGGAUGGCGAUACAUCAUGUCCAGUCAACAAAGGAGCUCAGCACUGCAUUCAAGGCGUUCAGCCAAGCUCAACCGGUUCAUCACAGCAGUGCUGCUACGAUUAUGACGGAUAUCUAAUGUUCACUGAUGAUUGGGAACCGGAUGGUGAUUAUAACAGGUUUUUCCAACCGGGUACACCAGCUCGCGCGCACAAGUUUGGUGCGUCACCGUUCCGUCAGCCACCAUUCAUUCCAACAAUGUCAAAUUAUCAACUGGAUCUCAUGCCAUACAGAACGUGUUGCACCGAUGAUCCUGCUCAUAAACUGAUGGUUCAAGUACGGUUGGAGCAGCCAGACGACACUUUAUGUGGGCAUUCGCAUGUGAACGCCACUGUGAUCACUGGAGUUGCUGUUCAAGAAAAUGACAGCUCUGUAGUACAGGUGUUUGCUCGCAAGCCAAUGCGUCGGUGGCGUUACCGCACUGAUGUCUAUAGUGAAUUAAUUGAGAAGUUCUCCUUUAGUGCUGCUCUUCAAAUGAUCAGCUGUUUAGAUGUGGAUUUGCGCAAUCCACUACAAAACAUGAAUCAGUCUGAAAUAAUUAUUAUGCUGAAGUCUGGCAUUGGUAUUCGAGUACAUGAAAGUUAUGGUAUGCUCGAUCCAGGUGUCACCGCCUCUUCUUCGUUAAAUGCAGUAGAUGGGACAACUCGGUGCUACACGACUUUGGUUUAUGGGGAGUCACUCGGUCUACUGGCACAAUACACAGCCAGUACAACACAGAUGAUCUACGAACAAUUUGGAGGCGAGUGGAUGGAAAAAAACGACAAGAUUGGAUCGGUGUUAUUCAGCGAGCAGUUCAAGCCUAUCUAUAAUCCAUUACUGUUCGCUUCAACCGACUACACCCCUGUGUUUUGGCCUCAGUUUCUGGAUAUGAACGCCUCAAGAGUUUUCACAAUGGAACAGGUGACCAGUACCUGUCAAGGUGUUUCGCAAUGUGAAUACGACUAUAUGAUGACUGGCCGAAGGGAGAUAGGCCUAACAACUCUGCGAAAACAAAAGAACUUCAUAGCGAUGCAGAAAAGUGGCUCCAAACAGCUGAUUUCCUGUGGACCGUUGCUUAAGAAAGAAGGUGUUGUCAAAACUCCAGCGAACAACAAUUAUCUCGAUGGUGAUUCGGUAACAUUCUCAUGCAAACCAAAAUACUUCAUUCAUGGCGACAUAGAGAGAACAUGUCGUAACGGAACGUGGUCACCAGGAUGGUGGGCGUGGUGCCGAGAUCGCAAUCUCGAAUACGCGUUGAAAUGGAUGACUGCUUUGCUGUCAAUAUUUGGAAUCGUUAUGGUGUUUAUCAUCUUCUUCUGCAUUCUAUGGAAUAUUCGGCGGAAAAAACAGCAGGAACAUGCUCGACGAAUGUUAGAAAAGGGAGGAAGUGUGAACACACGGCUAAUCGAUGACGCUAAUUCUAAACAACGGCUAUCAAAACAAGGUCUUAGCUUGUUAGAUGAGGAGGCAUUGCGAACCGACAUGAGUGGUGCAUUCGAAGGCAGACCGUCAUAUAUGAGAGAUGACUUGCAGGCUGGGUUAAGUGAAGCUCCAUCGUACAUGCGAGAAGAACAACGAAGAUCAGCGCCACUCCUUCAGACGCGUGAAGUCAUCUCACCUUCCCGUCCGUCGGUGGUUGAGCGCCAGUUCACCACUAAUGUACAGCCUGUUGAGAUUCGUGGAACGAUAGGAGCUCCGUCUGUCGAGCGUCGUCAGUACACAACAACUAUGCAACCUACUGAGAUCCGGCGUGAAUUUGUGGGCGCUCCUACAGUGCAGUACACUACCAUGCAGCCUACUCAAUUUCGUGAAGUAGUGUCUGGUCCAACAGUGGUCCAGCAGCGGCAAUUCGGCGUGGUGCCGCAACAGAAUCAGGCUUUCUUUGAGACAUCCGCUAUAUAA